Botrytis deweyae is the source of this 219-nucleotide messenger RNA. RefSeq lists its product as uncharacterized. Bases 1 to 219 code for a protein of 72 amino acids. NCBI's taxonomy places the organism in Eukaryota, Fungi, Ascomycota, Leotiomycetes, Helotiales, Sclerotiniaceae. The transcript has a single exon. The record is from RefSeq and is a predicted model, not a curated record.
AUGGAACAGGCCUCCAGAUAUUUCCCCAAGACAAUAGCUACUGCAGCCACAUUUUGGCCCUCAUUUGGCCAACACUUGACCAUCGUUACUGUUCGGAUUGCUACGUCCAGUUUUCAGAUACCAUGUGUCAUUCAGCUCCUCUUCAAUUUUCGUGUGGAUUGGACGAGCUCAGCCCUUCCUGCUGUCAUGUCGGCUAUUUCAUGUUCUGGGACGUCUUAA